CUUACGGUCACACUAGCUUUAUAAUCAAACAAAAGAAACAAAAAGAAUUGAAGUUGACUUUUUACCGCUAACUACGAUUAAACAAGAGCCGCCUGACAGCAUGGAGCAAAUGGAAGUGGAUGUGGACAUGUCGGCCAAGCCGAGCACCUCGUCAGCCUCCGGCAGCGCCACCAACUCACAGGAUCCGACCCCAAACCAGAAUCCCGCGGCGGAGCAGCCGCCCAAGGGAAAUAUCAUGGCUGCGCCGGGUAUCAGCGGUUCGGUGACCAUUUCUCUGCACCCGCUGGUCAUAAUGAAUAUAUCGGAGCACUGGACACGUUUCCGGGCGCAGCACGGCGAGCCGCGCCAGGUGUACGGAGCCAUAAUUGGCAAGCAGAAGGGACGCAACAUUGAGAUUAUGAACUCAUUCGAGCUCAAGACGGACGUAAUCGGGGAUGAAACGGUAAUCAACAAGGACUACUACAACAAGAAGGAGCAGCAGUACAAGCAGGUUUUCAGCGAUCUCGACUUCAUAGGCUGGUACACAACCGGCGAGAACCCCACGGCGGAUGACAUAAAGAUUCAGAAACAGAUCGCCGCCAUCAACGAGUGUCCCAUUUUGCUGCAGCUUAAUCCCCUCUCCCGGAGUGUUGACCAGCUCCCAUUGAAGCUGUUCGAAUCGCUCAUCGAUCUGGUGGACGGCGAGGCCACCAUGCUGUUUGUGCCCCUCACCUACACACUGGCCACAGAGGAGGCAGAGCGCAUCGGAGUGGAUCAUGUGGCACGUAUGACCUCCAACGAGUCGGGAGAGAAGAGUGUGGUUGCCGAACAUCUGGUGGCCCAGGACAGCGCCAUUAAGAUGCUGAACACUCGGAUCAAGAUCGUCCUCCAGUACAUUCGGGACGUCGAGGCCGGCAAGCUGCGGGCGAACCAAGAGAUUCUACGUGAGGCUUACGCCCUGUGCCACCGACUGCCCGUGAUGCAGGUGCCCGCCUUCCAAGAGGAGUUUUACACGCAGUGCAACGACGUCGGACUGAUCAGCUAUCUGGGUACCCUCACCAAGGGCUGCAACGACAUGCACCACUUCGUGAACAAGUUCAACAUGCUAUACGACCGCCAAGGAUCCUCACGCCGCAUGCGAGGCCUCUACUAUUGAUGUGCUGCCCCCCAUUAAAGCCCCCGAUAAUGUACGAUG
This is a messenger RNA of Drosophila serrata, 1174 nucleotides long. It is a transcript of the gene CSN6, whose product is annotated as COP9 signalosome subunit 6. Gene Ontology annotation, cellular component: COP9 signalosome. Gene Ontology annotation, molecular function: protein binding; metallopeptidase activity. Gene Ontology annotation, biological process: protein deneddylation. The record is from RefSeq and is a predicted model, not a curated record. Lineage: Eukaryota; Metazoa; Arthropoda; Insecta; Diptera; Drosophilidae.